AUGCUUAUAAGCAUAAAAAACCUAUGUAACAGUAUAUAUAGAUUAAAAAAUAUGUCUGAACGUUUUCUAUCACCGUUCCACGGCGGCAUCGCAGUAAACUAUUCUGGAAACGUAGCCAACAUUAAAAACCCAAAACUCGAAUUCUAUCCAGGCUCGUGUUCAGUGAAACAUGGACUGCGGAAGGAGAUCGACAAUUUCUUCCACAAGUCCAGCUUCCACGGAAACCAAUCACUCGAGGAACGAGUCAACACCUGUCUGAGCAUGGCCGAGGAGUGUAUUAAGCCCGAGGAGCUGUACACCCUCUUAUCAAAGAAGGACUACGUUCCGCUCGCCUACGACGGAUUCGAGCCCUCCGGAAGGAUGCACAUAGCCCAGGGUCUCUGCAAGGUGGAUACGGUUAAUACCAUGAGUAAAAUUGGAAUUAAGAGCGUCAUCUGGAUAGCGGACUGGCACGCAAUGCUCAACAACAAGUUCGGAGGAGAUUUGCAGAAGAUCCGGGUGGUUGGGGAGUAUUUCAUACAUAUAUGGAAGGCGGCCGGAAUGGACACGGAUUCCGUGAAGUUUCUGUGGGCAAGUGAUGAGGUGGACAAGAACCCGGACUUGUACUGGAGAUUGGCCAUGGACAUCAGUAGAAGCUUCAACAUCACGAGGAUGAAGAGGUGCAGCCAGGCUUUGGGGAGGACUGAGGGCGACGACCAGCCCGCAGCGCAGUUACUGUACCCAGCGAUCCAGUGCGCGGACAUAUUCUUCAUCGGAGCUGACCUGUGUCAGCUGGGAAUGGACCAGAGGAAGAUCAACGUGCUGGCGAGGUAUUUUACGUUCCUUUUAAAUUUCCGCAGGGAGUACUGCGAAAUCAGGAAGAUCCCGGCGAGUCCAAUAGUGUUGUCCCACAGGAUGCUCCCAGGGCUCCUCGAGGGCCAGGAGAAGAUGUCCAAGAGUAAUCCGAACUCGGCGGUGUUUAUGGACGACAGUGCAGAGGACGUUUCAUCUAAAAUUAAAAAGGCCUUUUGUCCACCCGGUGUACUAGACGGGAACCCAGUUAUUGCGUACUUCAAUUCAAUAGUGUUCAAGAGGUUCCCCGCAGUGACAAUUGAGAGAAAGGAAAGGGACGGAGGCGACGUCACCUUCAACUCACCCAAAGAGUUAAACGACUGUUUUGCCAGUGGCUCACUACACCCAGCUGACUUAAAAAAUGGUCUUAUCAAGUACUUAAAUUUAAUGUUGCAGCCCAUAAGAGAUUAUUUCGAGAAUAAUCAGGAGGCUAAAAUGUUGGCAUUGAAAGUAAAGCAGUUUCAAUCCGAAAAAAAAUAA
Theileria orientalis strain Shintoku is the source of this 1311-nucleotide messenger RNA. Its product is annotated as tyrosyl-tRNA synthetase. The transcript is spliced from 7 exons. Lineage: Eukaryota; Apicomplexa; Aconoidasida; Piroplasmida; Theileriidae. The record is from RefSeq and is a predicted model, not a curated record. The coding region runs from base 1 to 1311 and encodes 436 amino acids. Gene Ontology annotation, biological process: tRNA aminoacylation for protein translation. Gene Ontology annotation, molecular function: tyrosine-tRNA ligase activity; ATP binding.